Molecule: messenger RNA, 698 nt
Organism: Leptopilina heterotoma
Lineage: Eukaryota; Metazoa; Arthropoda; Insecta; Hymenoptera; Figitidae
Gene: Csl4
Product: exosome complex component CSL4
Exons: 5
Coding region: 105-698 (197 amino acids)
Biological process (GO): RNA processing
Cellular component (GO): nuclear exosome (RNase complex); cytoplasm
Molecular function (GO): RNA binding
Source: RefSeq, a predicted model, not a curated record
UAGUAGCUGACUUCAGUGUGGUAGCAACACGUGUUAAGCAAAAAUAAUUCUAUUUUCGUUAAAUUGUUAAAUAAAAACGAUAAAAACAAUAAAAAAUUUUUAAAAUGACACAAGUACCAGAGAUUAUUUGUGUACCCGGGCAAAGAUUAUCUGUAGCUGAUAAGGAAAAUUUACCAGGAUCAGGAACUUACGAACAGCUUGGUUAUAUUUAUUCGAAAUUAGCUGGAUUUGUUAAAGUAAUUAAAGAGAAGGAAAUAAAUAGAAUCGAAGUACACACAGUAAUGGAACAGAGUAUUGUUCCUGCUCCUGGAGAUAUUGUCACGGCAAUGAUAACACUCGUUAAUCAAAGAUUGUGUAAAUGUACAAUAAAAUGCAUUGGUGAUGUGGUUUUGACGAGGCCCUAUCGGGGCGUUUUACGUCGAGACGAUGUGAAAGCAACCGAAAAGGACAAAAUCGAAAUGUACAAAUCAUUUCGACCUGGUGACAUCAUUUUAGCUCGAGUUUUACCAAUGACGGAGGCACAUAAUUAUCAACUGAGUACAGCGGAAAAUGAAUUGGGUGUUGUUAUAGCUCACAGUGAAGAAGGUGUUUCAAUGAUACCAGUUAGUUGGACAGAGAUGCAGUGUCCAAAAACAUUAGUAAAAGAAUUUCGUAAAGUAGCAAAAGUGAUACCCGAAGACGUGGUCAAUGAAAUGUAA